CAUUUUUUUUUUUACUAAAAUCAUGACUCCUCCAUCUUUUUUCCUUUCGUCUUUCCUCCCAGUUGCCCUGAACGAUGGGAGACAACGACGAGAAAAAGACCUCCCGGUCCCCGGAGCCGGAGCCGGAGACGGGUUCGGCUCGGAGGAGUCUCGACACCACCACUACCGAAGAAGGCGAUGUCAUCGCUCCAGCCCAGGAUGUUCAACGGCAGAUUUCGAGCCACGAGAAGGAUAAUGGUGAUAUGUUUCCCCCGAGGACAGAUGUGCCGCCUCCUCCACCCAAUGGAGGCUAUGGAUGGGUUUGCUGUGCCUGUGUUGCGACUAUCAACGCCCAUACAUGGGGUCUCAACUCGAGUUACGGAGUCUUUCUCGCCCACUUCAUUGCCAACAACACAUUCCCCGGAGCAACAUCUCUUCACUACGCUUUUGUCGGAUCAUUAAGUAUCGCUUGUGCCAUGCUUGUCUCACCCCUUGCUACACUCUGCGUUCGCGAAUUCGGCACGAAACCUACGCUCUUCGCGGGCAUCGUCUUGGAAACCGCUAGCUUGAUAUGCGCUAGCUUUGCGACCAAGAUAUAUCAACUCUUCCUCACCCAGGGUGUUUGCUUUGGUCUUGGAAUGGGCUUGCUCUUUGUUCCCAGCGUUGGUAUCGUUCCCCAAUGGUUCACAACUCGUCGGUCUCUCGCAAACGGCAUCAGUGCAGCUGGUUCGGGUCUCGGUGGUUUGUUAUACUCUUUGGCAGCUGGAGCUAUCAUCAGGAACAUCAGCCUCGCAUGGGCUUACAGAAUACUCGGCAUUAUUGUCUUCGUCGUCAAUAUCAUCUGCACUAUCCUAGUCAAGGAUCGCAACAAGAUCAUUGGCUCUCGUCAAGCACCCUUUGACCUCGGACUUCUCAAACGUGCCGAGUUUAUCCUGCUUCUUGGUUAUGGGUGGUUCAGUAUGUUGGGAUAUGUGGUUCUCAUCUUCAGUCUGGCAAACUACGCCAACUUCAUUGGUCUCGAUGCCUCUCAAGCAGCCAUGGUCAGCGCCAUCUUCAAUCUGGGUCAGGCUGCCGGCCGCCCUUUCAUCGGGUAUUUCAGUGAUCGCACCGGGCGAAUUAACAUGGCCUGCGGGACAACCUGGCUAGCUGCAAUUCUCGUCUUUGCUAUCUGGAUCAACGCCAAGUCUUAUGGGCUUCUCCUCUUCUUCACCAUCGUGGGAGGUGGCAUGGCCGGAACCUACUGGGCAACAGUGGCUCCAGUCACAGCCGAGGUCGUCGGCCUUGCUGAUGUUCCUGCUGCGCUCAACUUGACCUGGGUCAUCAUCAGCUUGCCUUGUACGUUCAGCACACCCAUUGCUCUACAGAUUGUUGCCGGUACCGGAAAGUACAUCGGCGCCCAAAUCUUUGUCGGCGUAAUGUAUAUCGCUGGAGGGCUGUGCCUCUUCUUCCUGCGCGGCUGGAAGAUUGGUGAACUCCGUGAGAUUGCUCGUGCUACGAAUCACGAUCCCGAGGAAAUACAUCGCGUUAGAUCUCAAGCGAGCGGUGCUAUUAGUAUCAAGAGCAGGAGAGUUGGUCGAAAGAAGAUGAUAGCUGAAUGCUAUAAGCCCAGCAAGGUUUAGCGACUUGUGCUUGAGCUGUAAAGUUAUGUGCUUUUUUGUCCCUAUUUGCAACAGUAUAUACGGCGCUUAGGAUAACGUUGGCGUUGGGUUUAUGAUCAAAUACUGUCAAAUGUUAGCAUUUGUUACCACGUGAAACGGCUUAAGCUAAUAAGUACAUAAUAAAAAUAAGAGCCAUCACAGGUCCAGGGAUCCAACCU
Molecule: messenger RNA, 1795 nt
Organism: Fusarium verticillioides 7600
Lineage: Eukaryota; Fungi; Ascomycota; Sordariomycetes; Hypocreales; Nectriaceae
Exons: 2
Coding region: 75-1598 (507 amino acids)
Biological process (GO): transmembrane transport
Molecular function (GO): transmembrane transporter activity
Source: RefSeq, a predicted model, not a curated record